CGGAGGGAUGCCGAGGGGGCCCCAGUGCCCCAUGGUGGAGGCCCGGCUUUCACGUGAGACGCAGUGAAGGUCCUUGCAGUGUUUGCAGCGAAGGGCAUGAAAGUUAGGACACCAGCAUAUGAUGGAAGAAGUGUAAACAGACCAGCAAAGAUGAGAGAAGCAGCAGCUAGUUUUAAGUAAGAUUGAUUUCAUUUGGGAUCCUACACAAAUGAAAGUUUGACGUGCGGCGGCCGUUGCUUCACCCGGAAUCUGCCGGCUGAAGCUAAGAGAAGUCGCUUAAGUAGAUGACGAUGAGCUGUGUGAGAUGCUUGCCUUUACGUGAUGUGGUGGCGCCAAGACUUUGAUUCUGUUGUUGACCGGAAUAAAGUGUUUUAAAAAUCACAUUUUAAAGUACGCAGGGAAAGAACCCUACACGUAGCUUUUUGUUUUCUUUUUCAAUAGUUUCUUUAAUUUUUCCCGAGUUCUACAGCAUAAUCAAUAAAUGACCUACUACCUAGGCUUUGUAAAUUAUAACUAAAUUAAAGGCAGAAUUUAGGUGUGUUUUUUUUCCUUCAUAAUUUAGGUUUUUCUGUAGUUGUCAAGAAUUUUAGGAAUAUAAAUCUUGAAAAACUCACUUUUUAAAAAUACAUUUCAGAGUGCUUCUAGCUGCUAGGUUACUUGGAAGAGCUCAUGUAAUCUCAAUGAGUGCUUAAUAGUAUCUUAGUGCUUUAGAGAAAUUGGUCCCACCUGAGAGUAUAAAUUCAGGCGUGGUUCCUGUGGAGAAGGAAUAGUUCAUCUUAAGUAGCAGUCUAUUUGAUUCUGUUCUGUGGUUAAAAAAAAAAAAAGUGAAACUUUUAUGUGACGAUUUUUAGGCAUCAGAAAGUCAGGUCACUGAUGCACAGAACUACCUCUCAAAGCGUUAGAUCCCUCAUAGCAAACAUUUUAUGAUGGAAGGUAGCACCAUCUUGUCAAAUUGCUCAAGUGACAACAAGCAGAAUAUGAAGUACGACUUUUCGUGUGAACUCUACCGGAUGUCCACGUACUCGGCUUUCCCUGCCGGUGUCCCUGUGUCAGAAAGGAGCCUUGCUCGCGCCGGCUUUUACUACACUGGUGUGUUUGAUAAGGUCAAGUGCUUCUGCUGUGGUCUGAUGCUCGAUAACUGGAAACAAGGAGACAGUCCUGCUGAAAAGCACAGAAGGUUGUAUCCCAGCUGCAGCUUCAUCAAGAAUCUGGUUUCUGUGUCUAAUCUGAAUUCCACGUCUAAUCUGGAUUCCACCUCUAAGAAUACUUCACCAGUGAGGAACAGCUUCAAGCAUUCGUUGUGCUCUCCCACUUCGGAAUCUGGUGGCUCCCCUAGCGGUUCUUACUCCAGUCUUUCCUUAAACCCUGCUCAUUCUAGAGCAGUUGACGACUCCUCUCCAUUGAGAACUGACCUCUACAGUUACGCGAUGAGUACCGAAGAAGCCAGAAUUCUUACGUACCACAGGUGGCCACUAACCUUUUUGACACCAGCAGAAUUGGCAAGAGCUGGGUUUUAUUACUUAGGGCCUGGAGAUAGGGUGGCCUGCUUUGCCUGUGCUGGGACACUAAGUAACUGGGAGCCAAAGGAUGAUGCAAUGUCGGAACACAGGAGAUAUUUCCCCAACUGUCCAUUUUUGGAAUAUUCUCUGGAAACCCUGAGGUUUAGCAUUUCAAAUUUGAGCAUGCAGACACAUGCAGCUCGCCUGCGGACAUUCAUGUGCUGGCCAUCUAGUGUUCCAGUCCGACCCGAGCAGCUCGCAAGUGCUGGCUUUUAUUGUGUGGGUCGCAAUGAUGACGUCAAAUGCUUUUGCUGUGAUGGUGGGCUGAGGUGCUGGGAGUCUGGAGAUGACCCAUGGGUGGAACACGCCAAGUGGUUCCCAAGGUGUGAGUUCUUGAUACGCAUGAAAGGACAGGAUUUUGUUGAUGAGAUUCAAGCUAGAUAUCCUCAUCUACUUGAACAGCUGUUGUCCACUUCAGACACUUCUGGAGAUGAAAAUCCUGACCCACCAAUUGUUCAUUUAAGACCUGGAGAGAGCUCUUCCGACGAUGCAGUCAUGAUGAACACACCUGUGGUGAAAGCUGCCUUGGAAAUGGGCUUCAAUAGGAACCUGGUGAAACAGACAGUUCAGAGUCAAAUCCUGACGACUGGGGAGAAUUUCAAAACAGUUAAUGACAUUGUUUCAGCACUUCUUAAUGCCGAAGAUGAAAAAAGAGAAGAAGAGAAGGAAAGACAGAUUGAAGAAGUGGCCUCAGAUGACUUGUCAUUAAUUCGGAGGAACAGAAUGGCCCUCUUCCAGCAGUUGACAUGUGUGCUGCCGAUCUUGGAUAAUCUUCUAAAGGCCAGUGUAAUUAAUAAACAGGAACAUGAAAUUAUUAAACAGAAGACGCAGAUACCUUUACAAGCAAGAGAACUGAUUGAUACAGUUUUAGUUAAAGGGAAUGCUGCUGCCAACAUCUUCAAAAAUUGCUUGAAAGAAAUUGACUCUGCACUAUAUAAGGCUUUAUUUGUGGAAAACAAUAUGAAGUAUAUUCCAUCAGAAGAUGUUUCAGGUCUGUCAUUACAAGAACAAUUGAGGAGAUUGCAAGAAGAAAGGACCUGUAAAGUGUGUAUGGACAAGGAAGUGUCUGUCGUGUUCAUUCCUUGUGGUCAUCUGGUGGUGUGCCAGGAGUGUGCCCCCUCUCUAAGAAAAUGCCCUAUUUGCAGGGGUAUCAUCAAGGGUACUGUUCGGACUUUUCUUUCAUAAAAAUGGACUGUAUCUUUGCCUGCACAUAACAUCUGAAGUAAAAUAGUAAUGACUGGUCACUGGAGCUAUUUAUGUUCUGCUUUGUUUUGAUACUAGUAAUCUUAUUUCAGAAAUAAACACGGCACUAUAGGCCGCAUUUAAUCGUAGUCUCUGCUUGUAGGAAAGGAACUGUUUGAUCUGGUGUAUAUGUGUGAAGCUAAGAGAAAUUGGAAGGACAAUUUCACAUUUUCGUGUACUAUUUCAGGCAUGAAUUAAUGUGGCCUGUGUAUUUUCCCCAGCAGCUUUGAGCACAUCUGCAUCAGAUUGUAACUUAAAGAACCGGAAACCCAGAGCUGCUGAGUUCACCAGUUUUAGUGCUACAUUCUCUUAGGGGUUUUUCACGCCAGUUGUAAAAUAGGAUUUUUGGAUUUUUUUUUUCUCUUAGUGGCAAAUAAGCUGUGCCCUAACUUGUGAGAAACAUUUUAAUAAAGUUCUUUUAAAAGCUA
Messenger RNA from Erinaceus europaeus (western European hedgehog), 3229 nucleotides. RefSeq names its product baculoviral IAP repeat-containing protein 2. The record is from RefSeq and is a predicted model, not a curated record. The transcript has 8 exons. Gene Ontology annotation, biological process: negative regulation of apoptotic process; regulation of cell cycle; positive regulation of protein ubiquitination. NCBI's taxonomy places the organism in Eukaryota, Metazoa, Chordata, Mammalia, Eulipotyphla, Erinaceidae. Gene Ontology annotation, cellular component: nucleus; cytoplasm. Gene Ontology annotation, molecular function: ubiquitin protein ligase activity; cysteine-type endopeptidase inhibitor activity involved in apoptotic process. Bases 924 to 2744 code for a protein of 606 amino acids.